UAACCCGAGAGUUUUCCUCCAUCUCCAGCAGCCAUCUCCGGCAGCCAUCUCCAGCACCUCGAUCCCGCAGCCCACAGCCCACAGCAGCCCGCAGCCAUGUCCAAGACCAACCUGUUCCAAGACUGGGUCCAGUCGCUCAAGCGAACCCCCUCCAAGAGCUCCCGCAGCCGCGACGAUCUGUCGCUGUCUUACAAGCCCUAUGAAAUCGACUUUUCCAUGCACGUCGAGCUGCGAAAGAAGCUCGUCGAUCGCAUGAACAACCUGCCCCAGGAGAAGCGACACGCCAACGCCGCGGUCCUGCUCGAUGGUGGCUCGGAGCUGCCAAAGUACUGCACCGACACCACCCACUGCAACUUCCGCCAGGAGAGCUUCUUCCAGUAUCUCUUUGGCGCCCGUGAGCCCGACUGCUCCGGCGCCAUCGAUCUGUCCACGGGCGAGUCGAUCUUGUUUGUGCCCAGACUCUCGUCCGAAUGGGAACUGUGGUGCGGCAAGGCCCCGACGCUGGACUAUCUCAAAUCCCACUACCAGGUCGAUCAUGUCCACUACCAAGACGAGAAGCUGGAGGUGCUGCAGAAGCGCGGCAUCGUCCAUCUGCACGUUCUCUACGGCCUCAACACCGACAGCGGGCUCUAUACCGUGACGACCGCCAAGUUUGACGGCAUCGAGGCCUUCACCGUCCACAAGGACAUCCUGCAUCCCGAGCUGGUCGAGUGCCGCCUCAUCAAAACCGAGCGAGAGCUCGAUCUGCUCCGAUGGAUCAACACCAUCUCCUCCGAGGCGCAUGUCCAGGUGAUGCGGACUCUCAAGCCGGGCAUGAUGGAGUUCCAGGCCGAGAGCCAGUUUCUGUACUAUUGCUACAUGAUCGGCGGGGCCCGCUUCCACGCCUACACCUGUAUUUGUGGCAGUGGCCACAAUGCCUCUGCUCUCCACUAUGGCCAUGCCGGCGCCCCAAACGAUAAGGUCCUCAAAGACGGCGAUCUGAUUCUCAAUGACAUGGGCUGCGAGCUGCACUGCUAUGCGUCCGAUAUCACCUGCACCUUCCCCGUUAACGGCAAGUUUACCAAGGACCAGAUCUUUAUCUACGAGGCUGUUCUCAAGUCGCAUGACGCCGUCAUUGCUGCCAUGAAGCCGGGUGUCGAAUGGAAGGAUUUGCAUAUCCUGUCGCUCCGUGUCCUUGGCGAGGAGCUUCUCAAGGGUGGGCUCCUCGUCGGCGACAUCGAGGACCUGAUGAGGCACCACGUUCCAGCCUACUUUUACCCGCACGGCCUUGGGCAUCUGCUCGGCUUGGACGUCCACGACGUCGGAGGCUACACCGAUGGCAAGACCCGCACCCCGACCAAGUCCCUCUGCAAGCUGCGUUGCGAUCGCGCGUUGGAAAAGAACAUGGUCCUGACCGUCGAGCCGGGCUGCUACUUUAUCGAUGCCCAGCUCGACGACCUCCUGGCCAACCCCGAGGCGAGCCAGUUUGUCAGCAAGGACGUUCUCGCUCGCUUCCGGGGAUUUGGCGGCGUCCGAAUCGAAAGCGACGUCAUCGUGGUUGAAGACGGCGCCGAGAACAUGACCAAGGUUCCCCGCACAGUUGCUGACAUUGAGCAGUGCAUAUCGGCCUGAUUCGUCGAUCGCAAGCAAGACUGCCGGCGUCCUCUUGUAUCGCACCGCAUUCGUGCUUGAGGCGGCAAGUCUCUCCCGUCUCGGCCUUAAAGCGGCUGGUAAUAAACCCUCACCGUGAAUGAUGA
Molecule: messenger RNA, 1736 nt
Organism: Polychytrium aggregatum
Lineage: Eukaryota; Fungi; Chytridiomycota; Chytridiomycetes; Polychytriales
Product: peptidase M24, structural domain-containing protein
Exons: 1
Coding region: 97-1611 (504 amino acids)
Molecular function (GO): manganese ion binding; metalloaminopeptidase activity
Source: RefSeq, a predicted model, not a curated record